AUGACCAAGUUCCGACCUUGCAUAGACCUCCACUCGGGGCAAGUCAAGCAGAUCGUGGGUGGCACUCUCAGCAGUGUUGCCGCAGACUUGAAGACCAACUACGUCUCCAAGUUCCCCGCCAGCCACUAUGCGGGACUCUAUCAAAAGAACGACCUACGUGGGGGGCACGUUGUGAAGCUCGGACCGGGAAAUGAAGAAGCAGCACAGGAAGCCCUGCGAACAUGGCCUGGUGGCCUGCAAGUGGCUGGAGGAAUCACCGAUAAGAAUGCGCAAUAUUGGAUCGACCAGGGCGCCGAAAAGGUCAUCAUCACUUCAUUCCUCUUCCCGUCAGGCAAAUUCUCCCUCGAACGGCUCGAGUCAGUACUUGCGGCUCUUGGCGGCGAUAAGUCCAAGCUGGUUUUGGAUUUGAGUUGUCGCAGAAAAGAUAAUACUUGGUUCGUGGCGAUGGACCGCUGGCAGACUAUUACAGAGAUGGAGAUCAAUCAGGAGUCCAUUUCUCUUUUGGAGCCUUACUGUUCUGAAUUCUUGAUUCACGCUGCCGAUGUGGAGGGCCUUCAACAGGGUGUUGACGAGGAGUUGGUGUCGAAAUUGGCCGAGUGGUGCACCAUUCCCAUUACCUAUGCUGGUGGAGCUCGUCAUCUCCAAGAUCUGGAGAAGGUGCACAGUAGUAGCAAGGGCAAAGUCGACCUGACUAUUGGCAGCGCUCUGGAUAUCUUCGGUGGCUCCGGAGUGACGUUUGACGAAACCGGGGAAGUUCCAAGACCGAGACAUGUCGUUGGCUGGCGCAUGACCGAAAGCGGCUUAGGGGCUGGAUGUGAGCUCCGCCCGCCAACCUCCGUGUCUUCAUCACUUCUCAUCGUCCUCGACCUCCCCGCGUCUUUGGGUGUCUCUGUACUUGAAUAUAAGUCGCCCGAGUCUUCUCAGCGCCUCCUACUCGAUUGUACUACCUCGAAUCGCUCCUUUCGCCCGACCGCCAACAUGAAGCCCGUCGUGUCGGCGUUGAAUGCCUGGUCCUGUGUCGUUAUAUCCGUCUUCGCUAUCGUCAUUCUCUCCGUCCUUGGAACACUCUUUGGCAGUAACAACCACGCCUAUACUGGCUCAGAAGGAGAACCCGAGGAUGGUCCUGCAGUUGCUGCCUCCAUCUACGUCGCGGUGCUCGUCUACGCUGGUUUCUUCGUCUUCUGCGGAUUCCAGGCCUAUCUCCACAUUCUAGACCGCAGGGGCGGUGCCAUAUCACUCCGCUAA
This is a messenger RNA of Penicillium atrosanguineum, 1245 nucleotides long. RefSeq names its product Elongation factor 3. Bases 1 to 1245 code for a protein of 414 amino acids. The record is from RefSeq and is a predicted model, not a curated record. Gene Ontology annotation, biological process: L-tryptophan biosynthetic process; L-histidine biosynthetic process. Gene Ontology annotation, cellular component: cytoplasm. Gene Ontology annotation, molecular function: 1-(5-phosphoribosyl)-5-[(5-phosphoribosylamino)methylideneamino]imidazole-4-carboxamide isomerase activity. The transcript has 7 exons. NCBI's taxonomy places the organism in Eukaryota, Fungi, Ascomycota, Eurotiomycetes, Eurotiales, Aspergillaceae.